Phascolarctos cinereus (koala) is the source of this 813-nucleotide messenger RNA. The record is from RefSeq and is a predicted model, not a curated record. NCBI's taxonomy places the organism in Eukaryota, Metazoa, Chordata, Mammalia, Diprotodontia, Phascolarctidae.
GUGCUAUUGCUGUGUCAAACAAUGGGAGUUGGCAUUCUUGGGAAUUUCUUCAUCCUGGGCCUAUACACCUUCACUUUACUCACAGGCCAUAAGCUGAAGCCCAUAGAGGUAAUUUUUGCCCACCUAGCUUUGGCCAAUUCAAAAGUGAUACUCUCCAGAGGGAUCCCUCAGCUGAUUGUCUGCUUGGGCUUCAAAAAUUUCUUGGAUCCCAUUGGGUGCAAAUUUAUUGUUUAUCUUUUUGUUGUGGCCCGGAGUGUUUCUCUCAGCAUGACCUGCCUCUUGAGUGGUUUUCAGGUAUCGACUAAUAAUACAAAGAUAUGGUAUCUGGGAUAUUGUUCAAUUUUAACUCCUGCCUCUUUUAAUGCUGUGCUUUUUGCAAUUGUCUUUUCUAUGCCUGAUAUUAUAUGUGUGGGAUUCAUGAUCUGUUCCAGUGCUUACUUAGUGCUUCUCCUGCACAGACACCAUCAGCAAGUCCAACAUAUUCAUAGCCCUCAUCUCUCUUCCAGAACUGUUCCUGAGAAAAGAGCCACCCAGGCAAUCCUCCUACUAGUGAUCACCUAUGUCUCCUUUUAUUCCAUUAAUUCUAGCUUGUCAUUUUACCAGUUUAAAACUGACAAAUUUCCACCCUGGCUCGUGGCUGCCACAGACCUCCUAGCUGCAUGGUUCCCAGCCAUCAGCCCUUUUGUGCUGAUCUUCUUUGACUCCCAAGUCCUCAAAUAUUGGUAUGCUCUGUGGCAUAGGAGGCAUUGCUGUCUCCUAUGCCACACUGUCCACAACCAUACCCAUUUCCAGAAUUCUUCCCUAACACUAUAG